Molecule: messenger RNA, 468 nt
Organism: Aspergillus neoniger CBS 115656
Lineage: Eukaryota; Fungi; Ascomycota; Eurotiomycetes; Eurotiales; Aspergillaceae
Exons: 3
Coding region: 1-468 (155 amino acids)
Source: RefSeq, a predicted model, not a curated record
AUGGGAAAAGAACUAAAAGCGUUGAAGCAAGGCCCGAUCCGCAUCGCAGCCCCGAUUUUUAAACUGUGGAUAUCCUCUAGGCUGGAGGGAGCCACAGCCACAAAGGGGGGAAGAAAGAAAAGAGAGAGAAGGGCGGAGGAAGGCAGAGAGACAGGAGUCCAGAUCAUUGGGCUUUCACGGUCUCACGAUCCUCUGUGCGCCACCACCGGCCAGGUGCUCCUCUUUCUGUUAUCAUCGUGGGGGGCACGGUCUUUCUGUAUGUUUGGCGAUAGUCGUCUUUAUCUGUCCCCCUCCUCUUCCGUUUCUUUUUCCUUUCCUUCGGUUGCGAUCCCACAGGACUGUUUGGUGUGUCAUUUCCCUUCACCCUUCACUUUGCAAGUUCACCCACCCAUCCCCCUGGCUCAACGCCCAUGGGGGAGAACACACCCUUUCGCAAUUAAUUGCCUUCCCCUACCAAUCCCUGGAUAA